Molecule: messenger RNA, 6105 nt
Organism: Manduca sexta (tobacco hornworm)
Lineage: Eukaryota; Metazoa; Arthropoda; Insecta; Lepidoptera; Sphingidae
Product: probable cation-transporting ATPase 13A3
Exons: 20
Coding region: 173-3568 (1131 amino acids)
Biological process (GO): polyamine transmembrane transport; intracellular calcium ion homeostasis
Cellular component (GO): membrane
Molecular function (GO): P-type transmembrane transporter activity; ATP binding; polyamine transmembrane transporter activity
Source: RefSeq, a predicted model, not a curated record
UCUUGGUCUCAUUCACUCCCGAAAAGGUGUGAUGUGAACAGUGCGGUUCGAUAAUUUUAAAUUCUUUAAAUAUUUUGCGAUGCGGUAGCAGCAGCCGUUAAGUAUAAUUAAACAAUAUCCAAAUAAUAUGCCUUAACUUUUUUGUGUUAUAAAAAUAUUGAUUUUCGCGGGAAUGCCGAACAUUAAUAAUCUCCCUAUUACUAAUGAUGAUUACGAGGUUAUUGGUGAGGCCCAAUGGCAAAUUUUGGAAAACAGUGGCGAGGAGCAAGUCAUCAAAAUAUAUGGUUUCCUCUUUUCAAAAUUGCGCGCUGUUGUGUUUCACAUAGUAUGCGUCUUACUUUGUGGAAUACCGUAUUUUGCAAUAUCUUACUACCCAACUUGGCACCGAUUCAAAUACAAGAAAUGCAGUUUGAAAACGGCUAAAGAAAUCUGCAUUACAGACACAGAUGGAUUGUUUGAAAUUGAAAAGGUACAAGAAGUUGAGCUGAAUCUCUCGAACCACCGCGAAAACAGACUAAGAUAUUUUGUUUACCAACACAGCCGCUUCAUCUGGCUCCAUGACCAAGGCGUAUUUAUCAAUGUUCUGGCUCUCAAUGAAAAACUUCCCAUCAGUUUAUUGAUGGAAAAUAUGUCGGGGAUUAAUAAACGGCAGCAAACUGAAUUAAUCAAGCUGUAUGACAAGAACUCAGUGGAGGUAGCCGUAAAAAGUUAUUGGACCCUAUUUGUAAACGAAGUUUUCAACCCAUUCUAUUUAUUCCAAGUGUUUUCUAUAAUUCUCUGGUCCUUAGAUGAAUAUUAUCAAUAUGCAUCUUGUGUUCUGUUACUGUCGACUGCAUCGUGUAUUAUGGCUCUAUAUCAAACAAAGCAGAUGAGCAUCAACCUGCACAACAUGGCGGGCUCGACGAGCUCGUGCACGGUGACGGUGCUGCGGCCGGCGCGCAGCGGGCGCGAGGAGUGCGUGGUGAACGCGUGCCGCCUCGUGCCCGGCGACGUGCUGGUGCUGCCGCCCGACGGCUGCGUCAUGCCGUGCGACGCGGUGCUGCUCACGGGCACGUGCAUUGUCAACGAGAGCAUGCUUACAGGUGAAAGUGUCCCAGUGAUGAAAGGCCCGCCGUGUAUAUCGCCAGAAAUAUACUCCACAGAUGGUCACAAAAGACACACUCUGUUCGCCGGAACUCAUGUCAUACAAACUAGAUUUUAUGGGAACAACCAGGUGUUAGCAAAAGUGGUGCGGACUGGUUUUUGCACUGCCAAAGGAGAGCUCAUCAAAAGCAUCUUGUUCCCAAAGAGGUUCGGGUUCCAAUUUUACAAGGACGCUGUUAAAUUUGUGGUUUUCUUGUUCUGCAUCGCUGCGGUGGGCAUGGCUUAUUCCAUCUGGCUGUAUGUGUUGAGAGGGAGUGCCGUGGGAACUAUAGUGCUGCGUACUUUGGACAUCAUCACGAUCGUAGUGCCGCCCGCUUUGCCGGCCGCCAUGACAGCCGGCAUAGUGUACAGUCAACAGCGUUUACGCAAAAAUAGAAUCUUCUGCGUGUCGCCACCAAGAAUCAUCAUUUGCGGCAAGCUUCAAAUCAUGUGUUUUGAUAAGACGGGUACUCUCACGGAAGACGGUCUGGAUUUCUAUGCAGUAAUACCAUCUGAAUCUAGCGAGGGUAGGUUCGGCCGGCGCGUGGUGGAAGUCUCGGCUUUGCCAGUAAAGAGUCCUCUGGUACAGGCGCUGGCGUCAUGCCACUCCUUAACUAGCAUUCAAGGACAAUUGAAAGGCGAUCCCCUUGACUUGAAGAUGUUCGAAUUCACACAAUGGGUACUUGAGGAACCCGGUCCGGAAAACACGCGAUAUGAUAAUCUGACGCCGGCGAUAGUGAAACCUGCCUCAACACAAGAUACACCAUUGGAAAACUUCAACGAAUAUGACCCAUUCACAAUGGAGAUGCCAUAUGAGAUUGGUCUACUGCGACGCUUCCAUUUCUCUUCGUCGCAACAGUCGAUGGGCGUCAUCGCCAGGGUGCUCGGACAACCACAAAUGGUGUAUUUCGUAAAAGGUGCACCAGAAAAAGUUGCAGGUAUGUGCACACCAGCGUCGUUGCCAGAAAACUUCAGUGCGGUACUAAAUGAAUACACGUCGAACGGUUACCGAGUGAUCGGGCUCGCGCACAAGAAGCUCGACCGCAAGAUGAAAUGGGUCGACGCACAGCGGAUCAAAAGGGAGACGAUUGAGUGCGACAUGGCAUUUUUAGGAUUUCUAGUCAUGCAAAACAGCCUAAAACCUGAAACGACCCAAGUUAUAAAGGAGCUUCACGAUGCCAACAUGAAACAAAUUAUGGUGACAGGAGACAACAUUAUGACCGCCAUGUCGGUAGCACGCGGAUGUUGCAUGGUGGGACCAAAUCAGAAAAUUCUAUUGAUCACGGUUGGGCCACAGCAAGCUGAAGACACACAACCACCACUUGUAAUGGAAGUAGUGGGUGAAGGUGGGCCGCCAAAACAUUCGAUUGAAUCGUAUGUACUGGCGCUGGAAGGCAAGACAUGGUCUGUACUAAGGACGCACUAUGCGGAACUGAUGCCUAUAAUUUUAAAACGAGGCGUGGUGUACGGUCGGUUCGGGCCGGAGCAGAAGACGCAGCUGGUGACGGCGCUGCAGGCGGGCGGCCAGGUCGUGGGCAUGUGCGGCGACGGCGCCAACGACUGCGGCGCGCUCAAGGCCGCGCACGUCGGCAUCUCGCUCUCCGAGGCAGACGCCUCCGUUGCAGCACCAUUCACUUCACAAGAGCAGAACAUAAGAUGCGUAAAGCUGCUUGCAUUAGAGGGCCGAUGUGCUUUGAGCACUUCAUUUGCUAUAUUCAAAUACAUGGCUCUCUACUCUCUGAUCCAGUUCUUCUCUAUCCUUAUAUUGUACAAGUUCUACUCGAUCCUGGGCAACAACCAGUUCCUGUACAUCGACCUGGUGCUGACGACGCUGCUGGCGCUGUCGCUGGGCCGCGCGGCGCCGGGCCCGCGCCUCACGCCGCAGUCGCCGCCGGUGUCGCUGGUGGCGGCGGCGAGCCUGGUGCCGCUGGCGCUGCAGGUGGCGCUGGUGCUCGCCAUGCAGGUGCUCGCCAUCUACCUGCUCUACUCGCAGGCCUGGUUUACUCCGGUUGUGGGUGGCCCUGACGUUGAACAAGUGUUAUGUUGGGAGAACACCGUGAUCUUCAUCAUCACGUCGUUCCAGUACUUAAUCAUGGCCUGUGUCUACGCAAAGGGCUGGCCUUUCCGUCAACCAUUCUGUACCAACUACUGCCUCGUGAUCACAUUGGUAACGCAAGCGAUAUUCGUGAUCCUGGUACUGCUGUGCCCUUGGAAGUGGCUUGCCGACUUCAUGGAGGUGCAAGUAAUGCGGCCCGAACAACCCGAACAGAACAUGUUCCGCGUCUACUUACUGCUGUUGCCGGUCAUUCACAUCGUCCUUGCAAUUGCCAUUGAGGCGACGCUGUCGAACCCGACGCGCAUGCUGGAGCUGGCGCGCCUCGCCACGCGCUGCCGCCACAAGAGCGAGUCGGCGCGCGACUCCUCGGACGAGCAGCCGCUGUGCUGACAGCGCUGCGCUGCACUACGUCUGCUGCGGCUCCUCCCUCCUGCCACCAAACCUUAUAACCUUCACGAGAAGCGUCGAUCUGUUGCUAUUUAUUAUCACUCAGUUUUUCGUCCUUGUGUGGAUCGUUACGAAACGCUGUGAUUGCUCUCGGUCAUUCUUCACUGCUGAGUUGUGACCCACGAAGCCCAAUAACAUAUUCGAAAACGUUUUAUAUUCUGUGAUAUAAUUUGAAUCGUACCGCUAGGCCUCGUGUAAUAAAAUAUUUUGAUAGAUUAAUUUAUUUAUAAAAUAAUUUCACUGUCACUAUGUGCUCUUACUAUGUUUUGACAGAGAAAACUUGUCUCAUCUCGCUCUAGCCUAUUAAAACAUACAUAUCGUACAAUUUCACGUUUUCAUUUAUGUACUUAUGAACAUUCUUAGUACUUAUAUUUAUAACUAUUACGAGCAUGGAAUAUUCUGGACACAAUUUUAUUGUACGUCGUAUCUUAUUAAUAAACUUAUGUAUAUUAAGACCUAUACAAAUUGCGAUAUAAGUGUUUAGGGUUCGCUUAAACUGAUAGGUGACGUGAUAACUGGCAAAUUCGUCGUCCAAAAUUGUUCGCUGCGCGAAUAAAAUCGACUUUCUAUAUGCCCAUAUUGCUAGAUUCUUCAAAUAAGUUGCAUUUGAAUAUCGCAUAUCUCUCCGCUAUAAUAUUUUAAUAUUUUGACCUCCACAGCCUGGUCACGUAAAAUGUGCUAUGCUCCACAUACAAUAUACACAUCUACGGGUAAUACGUGCCAGGACAUUGCACGUCAGCCGUUAUGUUGGUAGACAUAUCGAUUAUAUUAUGGGUUUCUUAAUAUGUAUUUAAUAGGUCAAAUAACUUGCAAAAUUUCAAUAUUUGUUUAAAUUUCUCAUACUAUGUAUAUAUGGAGCGCCUCCCGUACUCCGCGUCGUGUCGAGUGUUUUACAAUGGUUUGUGUGUGUAGUUCUUAACUAUUACACUGUAAUAGGUAGUUUAUCAAUUUAUUAUUUAACUAGUUAUUAUAUUCACCACUUAAUGUAUUAGGUACUUAGAUAUUUGUAAGGAAAAUCCUACUUAAACUGUACAUAAAACUGAAUGGAUCAUUUUUUUGUUCAUUUAGUUGUGAUGUUCGUCAGUUGUGAGAGUAUUUAAAACAACAUAAACAACGUAGCAGUACUGUGUAUACAAAUAGAAAGUUUCUGAGCUGUGCUCGUUUCAUUUUGUGAUUUAGUUGCAAAUUAUAUUAUGUUUUAUAUUUAUUAGAAAUCGUUGCGAUAUUUUAUUAUGCUUUUUAAAGUAUUAAAUAUUUCAAUAUAGUAAAUAGGAUCAUGUAGGGACUUUUAUAUACGCGUGUAAGUAAAAUUAAUGCAUUUUAACAUUGAAAAGUCAAGCGACACUAUCAUAGUUAUAAAUCAAAUUGAUGUAUGUAAUGGUAGUGGAAAAUGAGUUUUAAAUUAUGCGUGUAUGUAAUGAUUGAUUAUAAAAAUGUGUUUAGUGCAAUAGAGAUUACCGUGAAGGCUGUGCGCCGCUGUAUGUGUUUCAAUAAAUGUGGCACUAGUAUGAGUUUUCGUUCAUACAAAAUUUUCUCACAUUAUCACAUGUGUAUUAAUCACUAAAGGAAUUAAAACAUAUGUAUAAGGUUAUAAACAUGUACACUUAAUUAAUUGGUGUCUAAAAUAUUAUAAUAUAUAUUAUAUCGUAGUCUAAUACCGUAAAAGUAAAAGUUCAAUAACAUUGCAGAUAAAUUUUGAACUAUUAAAUUAUUAUACAAUAGCCUACAGCAUGAAUGUCUGCCCUAGACGUUUCAGUACAUGUCUGGAAUUUAUUAGAUGUCGUAAAGCAAUGUUUGAUUGUACGGCAUGUAUCAAACUGUACUAAAAAUGUAUUAAAAUACCAAAGUAACUGUUUGGAUUAUGUUUUCGGAUAUGUGAUGUGAUUCCUAGAGGUUGAUUUAUUUAUUUGGUUACCUAGUUAAUGUCAAUAUUGAGCGCCAAUAUACAAAUAUUAAAAGUGCACUAGAUAUCCUCAACCCAAACAUAGUGUAAGAAAAGGCGAUGUAAUGAAGUUGAUUAACUUCUCGUGCUGUAUUCAGUGAUGAUUGAAGUUUUAUUGCGCAAUUUUUAUUUACAUAGAAGAUACCUCUAUAACUGUGGUACCUCAAAUACUAAGCGUGAGUGAUUAGUAGAUUUUAUGCACAUUAAUCCAUUCCUAAUAAUAUAGUACUUAUGUUUGGUGCUGAGUUUUAUUUUAAGUAGUAAUUUUUACCUUCGGCCAACUAUUGCAAAAUUAAGUAUAACAACAUGUUUUUGGAAAAUGUAUUUUCUUGUAAACUUGUUAUUUAUUGAACUGCAUUAUUGUGGUUGUUUUAUAAAAUCUUUAUUAUUAUCUAUGUGUACAUUUCUCGAAUUUUUGGAACUUGUUGACUGUUUUUGUGUCCGAUUCUUCACGAUAAUGUAGUUCGAUAUGAAAUUUUACUAAUCACGACAUUGUGACAUGAAGUAAUAAAAUAAAUAGAAAAUUCAAAAACCACGA